CUAUUGUUCUUUGGCUGUCAAAUGCAGUUUAUUUGAAAUUAUUAAACGCAAAACGUCAAAUCUGAAGUUGUCAUUCGUAGUUUACGUGCAGUGUUUAUUGUUUUGUGUGAUUAUUUAAAGUCUUAGAUUUUGCAUUUGCAUUAGAUUUAUUGUAGAAACAUGUCUCAAAAGCCAAAACGAGACCGUGGAGCCAACUACACAGCAGAGGAAAAAGCAUUACUAGCUGAUCUUGUAUUUCAAUAUAAAGAUAUUGUUGACAGUAAAACAUUAGGAGGAGCAUUUCUUCUUAAAAAAAAAGAAGCAUGGAAAGCCAUCACCACAAAAUACAACAGUAAUAGCACUACUGGUCCAAGAGAGACAGAACAGUUAAAAGUGCUAUAUGAUAACAUGAAGCAAAAAUCUCGCAAGAAAGUGGGGGAACUUAAUAACUCAGAACAAAACAUUGGGUCAGAGUGUGUAAUAGAUGAUGCUCUCAAACAAGCUUUACAGCAUAUGAAGGAGGACAAGGUUCAAAUGAAUAAAAGUUGCAGUAGUGAUUGGAAACCUCAAGUAAUGGACUCUGAUACAAACAUUCCAUAUUCAAUGCAUAACCAUAUAGAACCCCUUACAAAUCCUUAUGACAGUGCAUCCAUUUUUUUCAAAGAUGAAGACGCUGGCACAAACUGCACCGAACCAGUACAAAUUAUAGAAGUGGAUCCCCUGAAUCCACCAGUGAGUAACCUACAAACUGUACGGGACUGUAUGUCAGACGAAUCAUUAGUAAUGGAUCAAAAUAAUAUAAGAAGUCCACCCUUAAGAGUUUUAGCAUCGGCCAGCAGGAAAAUUAAUAAAGGGGUCACGCCACAAAAUACUAAAAGUACAACAACAUCUGAAACUUUCAAAAAACUUUACUUUAAGAAGAAAUGUCAGAAUGCAAAAUUAGAACAAAAAAAAAUUAUGAUCGAAGUGAUGCAUUUAAAAAAGGAACAUCAAUUGAAAAUUCAUACAACUUCCACUGCUGCACCUGUCUCCCCAAAGAUAACCCCGCCAAUCAGUCCUUCAGUCCCUAUAUCCAGCAGCUCCCUGCAAUCUACCAUUUUAGAUGAGCAGUGCUUUGAGUAA
Molecule: messenger RNA, 1101 nt
Organism: Diatraea saccharalis (sugarcane borer)
Lineage: Eukaryota; Metazoa; Arthropoda; Insecta; Lepidoptera; Crambidae
Source: the annotation of a GenBank genome assembly